Molecule: messenger RNA, 1278 nt
Organism: Phragmites australis (common reed)
Lineage: Eukaryota; Viridiplantae; Streptophyta; Magnoliopsida; Poales; Poaceae
Product: probable esterase PIR7A
Exons: 3
Coding region: 72-887 (271 amino acids)
Biological process (GO): salicylic acid metabolic process; jasmonic acid metabolic process
Molecular function (GO): methyl jasmonate esterase activity; methyl indole-3-acetate esterase activity; methyl salicylate esterase activity
Source: RefSeq, a predicted model, not a curated record
UAUGUGGGUGACCAGUGAGGGGCCUCGCACUCCAAUUGCGUUCGCCUCUCCGUUUCCUACUGUAGUAAGCGAUGGAGAAGGACAAGAACCAGCAGCAGAGGCACCACUUCGUCCUCGUGCACGGCCUCUGCCACGGCGCGUGGUGCUGGUACAAGGUGGCCACCGUGCUCCAGUCCGCGGGGCACCGCGUCACCGCGCUCGACCUGGUCGCGUGCGGCGCCAGCGCCGUGCGCGCUGAGGAGGUGCGCUCGUUCGAGGAGUUCUCCCGGCCGCUGCUCGACGCCGUGGCCAACGUGCCGCCGGGGGAGAAGGUCGUCCUCGUCGGGCACAGCUUCGGCGGGCACAACAUUUCGCUCGCCAUGGAGAGAUACCCGGACAAGGUCGCCGUCGCCGUGUUCGUCUCGGCGGCCAUGCCCACCGUCGGUCGGCCCAUGUCCGACCUGUUGGAACAGAACCUGAAAGCGAGUUCUACGACGGAAUUCUUUCUGGAUAGCACAUUUGGGAUCGUCGAGAACGACUCGGGGAAUCCGGUGCAGACAUUUCUACUGGGCCCGGAGUUCUUGUCACGGAACAUGUAUCAGCUCAGCCCCCCCGAGGAUCUGACACUUGCAAGGAUGCUGGUUAGGCCGGCGCAGAUGCACCGCACGGACAACGCGAUGAUCGGGGAGAACGUUCUGACGGAGGGCAAGUACGGGGCGGUGAGCCGCGUGUUCGUCAUCGCCGACGAAGACAAGACGUGGCCGGCGGGGGACCAGCGGCGGGUGGCGGCCUCCUGCGGCCCCGGCGUGGAGGUGAGGGUCAUCGAGGGAGCUGAUCACAUGCCAAUGUUGUGCAAACCAGUGGAGCUCUCUCAGCUGAUCAUGGAGGUGGCUGAGAAGUACAGCUGAGGAAACGUACGUCUGUUGUUGCUCGCUGGGAGACACCCCAAAGUUACUGAUCAAACAAGAAUGAUGCAUGUGUGAUAAGCCCGUUCGGAGCUGCCGCGCCAUUGUAUCGUGAAAGUAGAAGCACUCAUAUAUAUAUAGCGAAGUGUUCUUGUUCGGAAACCUAUCGUUUGUAGCAGAUCCGGUGUAUAGUUUGGGGUUUUCUAAAUCUCACUUAGCGUUUUAAGGGCUUCAACACAUGAAUUUUGAUGGCUUAGAUUUGUGCUUGGGGAUGGUGGUGUAUGAGAAAAGAAAUUUUCAAGUGUCUUAAGGCCUUCUAAGGGCAUGAUUGUCUUUUAUUAUGAUUGUGGAUUCUAUCUUUUAAAAUUAUAAUCGAAAAUAAACAUAUUGAUUU